AUGAAUGCCAUUGCCGAGACCUAUCUGGGUACGACUUUGAAUAAGCGAGCAUUGCAAAUGCUUGGCGAUAUAUUACGAUCGAAUGUGAACAAGCUGUUGGUGGAAGCCGUCAAAUAUUGUAGGCACACUCGAGCCACACAACUAACCGUAGACCACGUGCAACAGGCUCAAAUCGAGAUGGGCUGCAACCUCUAUAUGCUACACAUUGAUUUCGACUGCGAGGAGAUCGAAGAUCGGAAUAUAGUCAAAAUUGUGCUGUCCCAAUUGGCCAUCUUUAUUUCCGAGGGUAUUCGGGUUAAUAUCAAGGAAAACAACUUUAUCAUCUUGACGCAUUUGUUGCGCUUGGUCGACGGUUUGAUGCGCAAUCGCUAUAUCAACCUAAAGCCCUAUAUGCAUCUCAUUUUGCCGGGAGUGGUGUCUUGUGUUGUGGCCAAUCAGAUUUCUGCUUUUCCCUCAGUUGAGGAUCAUUGGGCUACAAGGGAAUUUGCCGCCAGUCUCACAAUGAACUUUAUUCUCCACUUUGACAGCGAUGAGCAGUCUAUUGAGAAGAAAGUUCUCAAAAUAUACUUGAAUGGAUUGGAGAAGCCGAUGUCGUCGUUAACAACAAUUUAUGGCUGCAUUGUCGGCAUUAGCAAAUUCGGCAAGUGUGUCUUCUAUAAGUAUGUUACGCCAAGAAUCGCCUUUAUUUCGGAUCGUAUUGAACCCUUUCUGCAAGACGAAUCGUUGGAGAAGAGUGACUUGCGACGCAUGGCUGCCAACCAAAUACGGCUUCGCAUCGCGAUGGAGUGUGCUCCGAUUUUGAAAUAUCAAUUUGCAACUAGGGCUGAUUAUCCUGAGGUUGGUUUCAAUGAACGCUUAUAUUAUGAGGAGAAAUACAAAUAUGUGGGUAAAUCGAUAUAUCAGGCUGUUAUAUUCAGUCGCAUGCAAGAUGAUGUCUGUGAUUUAGUUCGAGCAGAAGUAUUGGAAAAAAAACCAUUCUAUUCAGAAUUAAUAUGCCAAAAAAUUAUUCUCAAUAACUAAAAAUUAAACAUAAUAUAAUAAAUCUUAACAU
Messenger RNA from Drosophila sulfurigaster albostrigata, 1051 nucleotides. Its product is annotated as transcription initiation factor TFIID subunit 6-like. Lineage: Eukaryota; Metazoa; Arthropoda; Insecta; Diptera; Drosophilidae. The record is from RefSeq and is a predicted model, not a curated record. Gene Ontology annotation, molecular function: RNA polymerase II general transcription initiation factor activity; transcription coactivator activity. Gene Ontology annotation, cellular component: SAGA complex; transcription factor TFIID complex; SLIK (SAGA-like) complex. Gene Ontology annotation, biological process: RNA polymerase II preinitiation complex assembly; transcription initiation at RNA polymerase II promoter. Bases 1 to 1020 code for a protein of 339 amino acids. The transcript has 4 exons.